Molecule: messenger RNA, 2262 nt
Organism: Miscanthus lutarioriparius
Lineage: Eukaryota; Viridiplantae; Streptophyta; Magnoliopsida; Poales; Poaceae
Source: the annotation of a GenBank genome assembly
AUGGCGCGCACCGGGUGUCGCUGCAGCAGCGAGCUGUCGCGGUCCGCCUCCUCCAUCGCCGCCGACACAGCAAGGGGGUAUCACAUUCUCAGGAUCGACGACUACUCGCUCACCAAGGGUACACCCACCGGAGAGCACCUCAAGUCUCACCCUUUCACCGUCGGUGGCCACCACUGGAGAAAUCACUACUACCCCAACGAAUUAAAAUCGGAGCACGCGGAUUUCAUCUCCAUUUACCUUCAACACGACGGGAGUGUCGCCAGUUUGGUGAAGGCGCGGUACAAGUUCCGUCUUGUCGACAACGUCGGGGAGGAGCCGGGUAGAGCUGGAGAAAUCGAAGCCGUCCGGUGCGACAUCGUCGUUGUCAACGAGUUCCGCGCCAUGGUAGAGACGGCCCCUCCAAGGUUCGUCUCCGUGCCCCCGUCUGACCUGCACCAGGAUCUUGGCGACCUCCUUCUGAGCGAGAAGGGCGCUGACGUGGUCUUCGAUGUGGGUGGGCAAAUGUUCGCGGCACACCGGUGCGUGCUCGCCGCCCGGUCACCAGUCUUCAGUGCAGAGCUCUUUGGCACAAUGAAGGAGAGCAACACGACGGACGUUGUCCGUGUAGACGACUUGGAGGCUCGGGUCUUCAAGGCUUUGCUCUACUUUGUGUACACUGAUUCAUUACCCACCAAGACAGAGGAAGCAGAAAAAGGGGAAGGGGAAGGGGAAGAGGACAACAUUAUGUCCCAGCACUUGCUUGUUGCAGCUGAUAGAUACAACUUGGAGAGGCUCAAGUUGAUCUGUGAAGAGAAACUGUGUGGGUAUAUUGAUGUGGGCACAGUAGCCACUAUCCUGACGCUAGCUGAGCGACACAACUGCCACGGGCUAAAGAAGGCUUGCUUCGAUUUUCUCAGCGUCCCUGAAAAUAUGAGGACAGCCAUGGCCACUGAUGACUUCAAGCAUCUAAGCAGAAGCUGCCCAGCUGUCAUGAUGGAGUUGAUUGAUUAUCCGGAAUUAGCCGGAGAGAGGGCAUCUGCGGAAGGUAUCCCUGCCGGAGUGCCCAUCAAGUCCAGCCCUUUCUCCGUCGGCGGCCACCGCUGGCGAAUUUCCUUCUUCCCCAAUGGCGACCGCACCGCUAGCACGGGUUACAUAGCCCUCUUCCUCUUCCUCGAGUUCGCUUUCAUGGGGGAGGAGCGAGCUUCCUUCUUCCGGAACCGGAAGAGAACGGAUGAGAAGGUGAGGGCGUUACCGGCGGUGGUAACGAGCUUUGGUAGCCGUACUGGUCGCCGGUCUUCAGGGUUACUCCACAGGAACACCUUGGACUACUAUGUCAGCAAGCGCGGCUCCCUCACGGUCCGCUGCGACAUCGUCGUCUUCGACGAGUUCCUUGCCGAGGAGCCGGUCACUCCGACCACCUUCUUGUCCGUGCCCCUGUCCGACCUGCACCGGCACCUCGGCGACCUCCUCAAGACAGAGAAGGUCGCCGAUGUGGUGUUCCAGGUCGGCCGGGAGACGUUCGCCGCGCACCACGCUGAGCUCUUUGGCGCCAUGAAGGAGAGCUGCACCCUGGCAAAUGUCGUUCAAGUUGACGAAAUGGAGGCGCCGGUGUUCAAGGCGCUACUCUGCUUCUUGUACACCGACUCGUUGCCAGAGAUGAGACAGGAAGAUGAAGAUGUCAUGUAUCAGCACCUGCUUGUUGCGGUGGACAGGUAUGACAUGGAAAGGCUCAAGUUGAUGUGUGAGGAUAAGCUGUGCGAGUACAUUGAUGUGGGUAAUGCCGCCACCAUCCUGACACUAGCUGAGCAGCACCACUGCCACGGACUGAAGAAAGCAUGCUUCAGUUUUCUUAGCAAUCCGGCAAAUCUGAGGGCGGCAAUGGCCAGUGAUGGUUUCAAGCAUCUAAGCAGAAGCUGCCCAUCCAUCGAGAAGGAUCUGAUGUCUAUGCUCGAAUCGUCCAUACAAAAAACAACCGUAAGAUGGAAAACAAAUUUAAAAAUAAUUAGAGAGCUGGGUUCCAAAGGAAAUAGAUGCAAUCCACUCUUGCUUGAUGAAUUUCAUUGGGAAAAUGAAUGGGUCAAUGAAAAUUAUGAACCAGAACCAGUUCAGAAAGGUGGUGGUGAUGCUAUGACUUUGGCUGUUGUGGAUGAGGCUAUUGGUGCAACUCAGGGUCUAGAGGGACGCAACUUGCCUAGGGCUGCUGCUACUAGUGCUGCUGUUGCUGCCCUUGUGAGGCGUACUUAUGCUAGGAACAGGAAGCGUCCAAGGAACACAGUGACUUAA